Molecule: messenger RNA, 957 nt
Organism: Aspergillus luchuensis
Lineage: Eukaryota; Fungi; Ascomycota; Eurotiomycetes; Eurotiales; Aspergillaceae
Exons: 2
Coding region: 1-957 (318 amino acids)
Biological process (GO): iron ion transmembrane transport
Cellular component (GO): high-affinity iron permease complex; plasma membrane
Molecular function (GO): ferrous iron transmembrane transporter activity
Source: RefSeq, a predicted model, not a curated record
AUGAUUGGGGCCUUUUACGGCCUAGGCACGGACACGUUCUCUAGCACCGAAGAUAUCUGGGAGGGUGUCCUAGGAAUUUUAGCAUCUCUCAUCAUUGCGGUCAUGGGAGCAGCCCUAUUGCGAGUGUCAAAACUCCAGGAGAAAUGGCGGGUUAAGCUCACCAAGGCUCUUCAGCACCACCGCAACACCAACACCUCGCGUAAGGGCCGUGUGAAGAUGUGGCUCGAGAAAUACGUCAUGUUUAUCUUGCCAUUCAUCACCGUACUUCGUGAAGGACUGGAGGCAGUGGUGUAUGUUGGUGGUGUUGGAUUGGGAUUGCCGGCUACCUCUUUCCCUUUGGCGGUAGUGGUCGGUCUCAUUGCAGGAUGCUUAGUCGGAUAUCUGAUUUAUCGAGGAGGCAGCGAAUCGACCAUGCAAUUUUUCUUAAUUGUCUCGACCUGCUUCCUUUACUUGGUAGCCGCGGGCUUAUUCUCCCGCGGUGUAUGGUACUUCCAAAACCACGCAUGGAACAGUAUCAUUGGCGGGGAUGCCUCCGAAACGGGAUCAGGCCCUGGGUCUUAUGACAUCCGACAGAGCAUCUGGCACGUUAACUGCUGCAACCCCGAGUUGGGAGGUGGCGGCGGAUGGGGCAUUUUCAACGCCUUGCUGGGAUGGACUAACUCAGCCACAUACGGAUCCGUUAUCGGCUAUAACCUAUUCUGGCUCUGCGUGAUGCUCGCCUAUGCUGCGAUGCUGUAUCGGGAGCGGCGUGGUGCGAUCCGCGUUAUUGACCCGAUGAUUGCGCGCUACCAGGCGUUCAAGGCCCGGGUGAUAGCAACCAUUCUUCGUCGGCCAGUGGAAGAAGAGAACGUUGAGCCGGUGGAGCAGUCGGGGAUUUUUGCAGAGAGUGGCAAGGCGAAGGAGACUGGUGCCGGAGGGCCCAUGUCUGUGAGGGAAGCGGAGGUUAGGGCUGCGUAG